Durusdinium trenchii is the source of this 1588-nucleotide messenger RNA. The record is from the annotation of a GenBank genome assembly. NCBI's taxonomy places the organism in Eukaryota, Dinophyceae, Suessiales, Symbiodiniaceae.
GCUUGUUCUCUUUUCUUGUCCUUUCUGCCAUUGGACGAUCCACCACUCGCCAUGGGGGCCACCAGCGCUGUGUCGUUGCCCGACGAUGAAGCUUGCAAAGCGGUGCUGCGGAAGUUCAUCGCAGAGGAUCUGGAGCGGGCGGAGCGGCUGCUGCACAGGGCGGCUGAGCUGGUGGCGGAGGCACGGCGGAACUCGCAGAACGUUUGGAGCAUCAACGGCCUCGAUGGCACAACCUUUCAGCUCCCGGUGGAUGAAACGGACGCGAACGUGGGCGACCUCUCAAAGACUAUCAGCAGAAGAAUUGGCAUGACGGCUGGUCGAAAACUCGUUCUCUUCGCUGGCGGCCAAAUCCUGGAGGACCCCUCCAAGCGUUUGCAACAGCUGCAAGAAGUGUGUGGCCGAGAGAUCUCAUAUGUCAUUCGACAGGUUUGUGCACUGGAGGCAGCGAUUGGCUUCUGGAGAGCCCUCAAAGAGGGAACAAGUGACCACAUGCAUGCCACAGUGACGGAUGCAAUCGCCUCUUUGACCUUCGGCUACGAGUUCAACCAGAGCUUGGAAGGUGUCACCUUGCCAAGCAAGCUGAAGAGUUUGACCUUCGGCCGUCAGUUUAACCAGAGCUUGAAAGGUGUCACCUUGCCAAGCAGCCUGCAGACUUUAACCUUCGGCAAGAACUUCAAUCGGAGCUUGGAAGGUAUCACCUUUCCAAGUAGCCUGCAGACUCUGACCUUCGGCGAGGACUAUAGUCAGAGCUUGGAAGGUGUCACCUUGCCAAGCAGCCUGCAGACUUUGACCUUUGAUAACAACUUUAACCAGAGCUUGGAAGUUGUCCCAUUGCCAAGCAAGUUGCAGACCUUGACCUUCGGCUAUUCGUUCAACCAGAGCUUGGAAGGUGUCACUUUGCCCAGCAGCCUGCAGACUUUGACCUUCGGCAGUCAGUUCAACCAGAGCUUGGAAGGUGUCACCUUGCCAAGCAGCCUGCAGACUUUGGCCUUCGGCUUUAAGUUCAACCAGAGCUUGCAAGGUGUCACCUUGCCAAGCAGUUUGCAGACUUUGACAUUCGGCGCUAAGUUCAACCAGAGCUUGGAAAGUGUCACUUUGCCAAGCAGCCUGCAGACUUUGACCUUCGGCGGGGACUUCAGUGGAAGCUUGGAAAGGGUUACCUUGCCAAGCGGCCUGCAGACUUUGACCUUCGGCAUUGAGUUUAACCAGAGAUUGCAAGGUGUGACCUUGCCAAACAGCCUGCAGACUUUGACCUUCGGCAGGGAGUUUAACCAGAGCUUGGAAGGCGUCACCUUGCCCAGCAGCCUGCAGACAUUGACCUUCGGCAGGGAGUUUAACCAGAGCUUGGAAGGUGUCACCUUGCCAAGCAGCCUGCAGUCUUUGGCCUUCGGCUACCAGUUCAACCAGAGCUUGGAAGGUGUGACCGUUACAAGUAGGCUGCAGACAUUGACUUUCAGCGACAAUUUCAACCAGAGCUUGGAAGGUGUCCCCUUUUCAAGCAGCCUGCAGUGUGUGACCUUUGGCUACCGGUUCAACCAGAGCCUGGAAGGCGUCACCUUUCCAAAUAGCCUGCAGACGUUGACCUUCG